CAUAAAUUUAUUUUUGUCUUCUUUGCUUCAUCAUCUUCCUUAAUCUACCACUUGCAAAAACUCCAAAGUCAAUAAAAUAAAAAUCUCUAAAAAUCUUUCACGCCAUGGAAACUCUCACCUCUUCCCCCACAACAACAAUCAUUUCUUCCUCCAUAUUCUCUCCUAAAUCCAAAGAAUUUUCUACCCGUAAAUUUGUUAAAUUUUCUGUUUCACCCAAAAAUAAUGGAAAUGAACCUGAUCUUCGAUCUGAUGAUAAUGAUUGCACCAGCAUCGUUCCUAUUUUCAAUAAUCCUACUCUCUCCAAGGAUGCAGCUAUGGGUUUGGUCCUUAGUGCGGCUAAUGUAAGAGGUUGGACAACUGGCUCGGGCAUGGAGGGGCCACCUGUGCCUGCUGGUUCGGAUUCUGAAUCCAAUACGGAGCAGAUUUCCACCUUUCCUUGGUCUCUGUUUACGAAAUCUCCACGAAGGCGUAUGCGUGUGGCCUUUACUUGCAAUGUCUGUGGCCAACGCACUACUCGUGCCAUCAAUCCCCAUGCCUAUACUGAUGGCACUGUUUUUGUCCAGUGUUGUGGAUGCAAUAUAUUUCACAAGCUUGUGGAUAAUCUGAACCUGUUUCAUGAGAUGAAAUGCUAUGUGAGCACCGACUUCAAUCCAAAUCCGGACAAUAAUAUUGACUUCAAGUAUUUUGAUAUGAAUGAUGACAACGACGAUGUCUUUCCCCUUUUUUAAGAUAUGAAAUAUCAACACUUUGUACAUCCAAGACCAUCACAGUAUGACGUAUAUGCCACGCAAAAUAAGUAUCAGUCUGAGGCUAUUUGAAAAGGCACAUUAAAAGGAGAAAAGACAUGGUUGAUAGUGCGACGUGAUGAUAAUGAUUUUUGGCAACAUGUUAGAAAUCAUUCGUUCCAUCCUCGUCUUCUUAAUUAUUUUAAUAUUUGUGGUUUUAAAGGCGUUAUAGAUGUUGGAUUCGUUCCUUGUGAUUUUUUCCUUAUUACUGUACUUGUUGAAAGGUGAUGACUAGAAGCACAUAUCUUUCACCUGAGAACGGGUGAAGCAACUAUAACCUUACAAGAUAUGGAACUCAUGUUUGGAAUGGUCGUA
Capsicum annuum is the source of this 1100-nucleotide messenger RNA. RefSeq lists its product as uncharacterized. The coding region runs from base 105 to 728 and encodes 207 amino acids. The transcript is spliced from 5 exons. Gene Ontology annotation, cellular component: mitochondrion. Gene Ontology annotation, biological process: protein folding; protein import into mitochondrial matrix; protein stabilization. The record is from RefSeq and is a predicted model, not a curated record. Gene Ontology annotation, molecular function: protein-folding chaperone binding; zinc ion binding. NCBI's taxonomy places the organism in Eukaryota, Viridiplantae, Streptophyta, Magnoliopsida, Solanales, Solanaceae.